Benincasa hispida (wax gourd) is the source of this 1208-nucleotide messenger RNA. RefSeq names its product epoxide hydrolase 2-like. The record is from RefSeq and is a predicted model, not a curated record. Gene Ontology annotation, molecular function: catalytic activity. NCBI's taxonomy places the organism in Eukaryota, Viridiplantae, Streptophyta, Magnoliopsida, Cucurbitales, Cucurbitaceae.
GUCAUCCAUACAAAUUUCCCGACCAAAGAUAUAGAAAGCCUGUCUUACAUAACACUAAAAUAUAUUUCUAUAAAAAUUGACAUGUGAGCUUGAACGAAUUCUUUGUUAGUGCUUUACCACUUAACAUUACCACAACUCCAAGAAACAAAAAGGAAAAGUCAACGAAUCCCUGUGGAUCAUGGAUCAAAUUCAUCACAACUUCGUCACCAUCAAGGAAGUAAAGCUUCACAUCGCUGAAAUUGGAACUGGCUCAACCGUCGUCGUUUUCCUUCAUGGGUUCCCUGAGAUAUGGUACUCAUGGCGUCACCAGAUGGUGGCGGCAGCGGCGGCCGGCUAUCGUGCAAUUUGCCCUGAUUUAAGAGGCUACGGGUUUUCGGAUCCACACCCACACCCUCAGAACGCAUCAUUCGAAGACUUUGUUGAAGACAUUGUUGGAAUCCUGGAUUUUCUCCAUAUUCCUAAGGCUUUCUUGGUCGGAAAGGAUUUUGGGUCUUGGGUUGUUUACUUGUUUUCUCUCUUUUAUCCGGCGAGGGUGGCCGGAGUCGUGUCUCUUGGUGUCCCCUUCUUGCCUCCUAAUCCGAUGCGGUACCGGGAUCUUCCCGAGGGUUUCUACAUUUUCCGGUGGAAGGAAAGUGGGAGAGCUGAAGCAGAUUUUGGGAGAUUCAAUGUGAAGACUGUGCUGAGUAGAAUAUACACUCUCUUCUCCAGAAGUGAAAUUCCCAUUGCUGAGAAAGAUAAAGAGAUUAUGGAUAUGGUGGAUGAAUCAACCCCUCGACCGCCAUGGCUGACCGAUGAAGAUCUCACCGUCUAUACAACUUUAUAUGAACAUUCAGGGUUUGAAUCUGCAUUGCAAGUUCCUUACAGGAGAAAACAUAAAGAGUUGGGCAUAAGCAAUCCAAGGGUUGAAGUUCCAGUUUUGUUGAUCAUUGGUGGAAAAGACUAUUUUCUGAAAUUUCCAGGGGUGGAAGACUAUAUAAAAUCUGAGAAACUGAGGGAGUUUAUGGCCGAUUUGGAGGUUGCAGAUUUGGCUGAUGGAACUCAUUUCAUGCAGGAGCAAUUCCCUGCCCAAGUCAAUCACCUUCUCAUCAACUUUCUUACGAAACAUAACAUUUGAUUAACACAACAUAAUAAUGAUUUAAGUUUUCCCUUUUUUUUUCUCUUUCUCCGAACAUCGAACCUCAAGAGAAUGUUUAAGAGUAUUUUUAAAA